AUGACGUCCGGCUCCGAUGAGGAAGAGGAAGACCAAGCAGCUUCUGUCGAAGAGAACAAGGCAUUUUCGAACGAACAACACCAACUUCUCCAGGCAACAUUGCAUAGAACCAGUAGCAUAGAAUCGAAAAUCCGACAAGCCACCAAGGAGGUGCUGAGAGAAACUAUAGAUAGCACGUGCUGCCGGUGUUCGAGGGUUGUGGCCGGAGACUGCCGGAAUUGUUUACAAAGCGAAAUAUGCAAUCGGGUUAUUAGUUUAGGCUACAACUGUGCCAUUUGCAAGUCUAAAUGGAAAAGCUCAGCAAGUACCCCAUCAGGAGAGCACACUUAUUUGGAAGUGAUGGACAAUUCAAAUCUGAAGAGAGGGGAGACUAGGGUGGUGAUUAAGCUCAAUUUCCGAGCAGAGUUUGAGAUGGCCAGAGCUAGCCAAGACUACAACCAUUUAAUUAGCUUCUUGUCGGAAAUCUUUGUCAGUAAAGCCAAAAGACUACGAGCCUUUAUCAAAAUUUUGUGCAACGCCGCCAAAAAGUGCAUGAAGGAGAAGAAAAUGCAUUUGGGACCUUGGAGGAAGCACAAGUACAUGCAAGCUAAGUGGUUUGCAUCCUUCGAAUGA
This is a messenger RNA of Fragaria vesca subsp. vesca, 612 nucleotides long. RefSeq lists its product as uncharacterized. The coding region runs from base 1 to 612 and encodes 203 amino acids. The record is from RefSeq and is a predicted model, not a curated record. Lineage: Eukaryota; Viridiplantae; Streptophyta; Magnoliopsida; Rosales; Rosaceae. The transcript has 3 exons.